This is a messenger RNA of Echinostoma caproni, 2148 nucleotides long. Lineage: Eukaryota; Metazoa; Platyhelminthes; Trematoda; Plagiorchiida; Echinostomatidae. The record is from the annotation of a GenBank genome assembly.
UAUCCCGAACAUAAAUCUACAUUCAUUGUCAAACCCGAUAGUGGCACCCAAGGUAAAGGAAUCUACCUAUUUCAAUCUCCUCAAUUCUAUGCUAUACGCCCACCGUUUGGUGAACAAGAUUCAAAAGGGGAAAAACGGCACAGUUCGAGCACCACGGUUUCGGAAAUGGGAGAAGAAACACGUGGACAGAAUAUCAACGGACUGUUACCCGCACUUGACGUAGUACAGCGUUACGAGCCCAGUCCUGUUUUACUACUGGGUUGCAAAACUGAUUUACGUAUCUAUGUAUUGAUUGAAUCGAUUUCGCCACUGAGAAUCCAUGUCUACCGUGAUGGCUUGGUUCGUCUAGCCAGUCGUCAGUACGAGCAGCCAAGCAAAUCUAACUUAGGUAAGAGCACAAUGCACUUGACAAAUUACGCAAUCAACAAACUGAAACAACCAUCUUUUGGUGCCAAUUCAACACUGCAAGAAGAGGAAAAGAUGGAUGAAUGUAGUCAAGUUAUUGAAACUGUGGACAAAGGGACGGGAAUAUCCACGAUCGCAACAACAACAACUAGUGCCACUGCUAUGACAACCACAACUUCUCCAUCAUUAACCUCUGCGGCUAUUGAUAGUAAUCACAAAGAAAACACGGCACCUCAAGCACAAUGGCGUUGUAAAAAAAGUCUAUCCAGCCUUCUAUCUAACAGUCCCAACGAUCGCGGCUUGUGGAGUCACUUGGAUGCGAGGAAACUUUGGUGCGAAAUCGAUGAUAUAGUUCGAAACACAAUAUUUGCCCUAGUUCCGUAUUUGAAAGUAUCAUACUGGGCCACUUUCGGUCGCCCAGCAAAACCGACGGAUGUUUACAAUAUGGGAAAGCCGUCUCCUCAAGGUCCUCACUGUUUUCAGAUUAUCGGUUUUGAUUUUCUGCUACUUGAACCUGAUGCCAGGCCAGUUCUGUUGGAGGUAAACAGCAACCCCAGUUUACGGACCGAUGCGUUACACAGUUUUCUUUUUCGAUCACCACUUCAUUCAAACACGCCGGAGAACAAUUUGCCGUUGGAAGGUUUUCCCACACCUCCUUUGCCUAAGCGACUAUCACGGGCUUUUUCUCCUUGUGGUCCUGUAGCUGAGGCUGCGACAAUAUUAUCGCGUAUCAUGGGAGACCGAUAUGCUCAAUUUGAGCGCAGCAUUGUGGACGAGCAGAUCAAAGGCGGAUUGGUUAAAUCCACAUUGGAACUGAUUGCUAAUCGAGUUCGUGAACAACGCGCUAGACGAACCAGCUACUCAACACCGCCAGUCAAGAGUAACAAUCACAGUUCGUUGAUGCUAAACCAAUCCAGUGCAACCAGCCGCAGUAGUUCCGCCCGAAAUAGUAUACCUUACGCCAAAACACCAUUGCAGUUACCCCUACUACCUCACACACCCGAUCGGACUGGUCGAGAGAAAAAUAAAUCCAAUCACUCUUCACCUAGUUUAGUCCCGUUAACACCGAAUCUGCGUAAACCCGUCAGUCCUACACCAUCGCCCAGUUCAUUUGUUGGUGAUUCGUUUAACCUAGGCUACGGGUUGCUUGGAGGACAAUGCCUUAACCCGGUGACCCCAGGACUUCCCGAUAUCUCAACGUCUGAUUGUUUUCCGGAUGAUUCUUUUAUUAUCUCGUCGGAUCGGAAUAGUAACGCUUUGCGGAAAUUUAGACAAAGACCAAAGCUGCCUCGGCUUACUUCUGAUUUGGAAUACGGGACAACUGUAACAUCCGAUACGAAUCGACGUAGCAUAUCCCGAGUAUUGAACACUCCGCGACUGUCCAGCUUAAGCAGUCCACAAAAGCAAACAAACAUGGGAAAUGUCCAGCUGAGUCGAUUACCGGGUGAAAUUCACCGAGCCAGUUCUCGCCGUUCUCGGAUGCCAAUCCUCGUGGACUGUAAUCGUGAUCUGUCCGUUUCCAGACGAGAUUUGCAGAAUCAAACGGACAGCAUUUGGCCUAGCAGAGAACGUGUGACAAACAUGAACCAGCAGAGCUUUCAUGAAUCUUCACCCAUUAUACGGUUUGUAAUACACCAUUACAACACAUUUUGCAUCCUAUCAAUCAUCCGUAUCGUUUGUAUCACACAUUCUAAAUGGUUUCCUGUUGAACCGAAAUCUUUUCCAUCAAGUUCAGUGGUUUAA